AAAUACUGCCAACACAUUAUCCUAAAGAGAUGGACUAGAGAAGCACGCAAUGGAAGCAUACAAGAUAGGCAAGGAAGAAAUGUGAUAGAAAAUCCAAAACAGGAAGCUCAACUUCAGUACAAGUUUCUAUCUCAUAAAUUUCACAAUUUGGCAGGUAAAGCAGCCAACUCUCAAGAAUGCUGCAUGCUGUUAGAAAAUGCUCUUGAUUGUCUUAGUAUACAGCUGGAGGAUAAACUCAAUGUAUCUACUAGUACUAUGAAUGAACCAUGUAAGGAGCAAGAAAAUGUUGACCCAAAUAUGCAAAAAAUAGGUGGCUUGCUUCGUGCUGCCCAGCUGAGGAAAAAACAGGUUCAGUCAAAAGGUUCAAAGUGGCGUAGAACAUGGCUUGAUAAAUUACGCAAGUGGGGGAAGCACAAAGCAACUAAAUCUGUUGUGCCAACAAAAAAAGGAGCAAAGAAACAAAAGAAAAAUGAUGAUGUACAACCCCAAGUAGAAGUGGAGAAUGGUGGCAGCAACAAAGGAACAAAUAUGCAGCUUCAAGAGUACAAUGUCAUUGCAAGUUUUACACAGUUCUUGACAGCUCCACUUUGUGCUAAUGAUAAUCUUCUCGACCAAGAUCUGUUCUAGUAUCCUUAAAUUGGUGGAUGGUAUUUUGGACAGGGCUAACUACAGUAUUUUGGGGGCUAACUAUAGUAUUUUGUGGCCUAAUUGUACAAGUGAAAAUGGCCCAUACUUGUACUGGUUGUUCACUGAUAGCACUUGUUGCUACAGACCAAGAUCUAUUGCUACAGUAUCAAGUUCUCUUAU
Panicum hallii is the source of this 807-nucleotide messenger RNA. RefSeq lists its product as uncharacterized. The record is from RefSeq and is a predicted model, not a curated record. Bases 184 to 627 code for a protein of 147 amino acids. The transcript is spliced from 2 exons. NCBI's taxonomy places the organism in Eukaryota, Viridiplantae, Streptophyta, Magnoliopsida, Poales, Poaceae.